UGAGGAGUCUGUGGGUGAGGCCAGAAAUGUGGGCUUUAUUUCUUGGGUGGUUGCGAUAAAGAAGUCUGCAGGAUGGAACGGGGAGCCAGAGAUGGACACCCCAGCAGCCCCAAGCUGCCCCUCCUCCUUAUGUGAUUUGUCCUGGCUCCUCACCAGGAUGACAGGCUCCUAGGAGAGGCCUGGGGUCUUGCCUCUGUUUAGUCUCUGCUUUGGGCAGUGGCGUUCAUCGAGGAGAAGGCUGCACAUGGGUGUUCGUGGCUCCUGUGAUGAUUUUGACUUUUUUUUCAGUGCCAUGAACCAAACACAGAGACUCCUGGACCAACCCCUUUCCAUCCAUACUUCCAAGCCCACGAAGAAAAGGACAUCAAUGAUAUCUCUCUUUUCUAAGGUGUCUUGGAAACUGAGGCUCCAGAAGCGGGAGCCUUUGAAGAAUGUGUUUUUCAUCUUCGCAGAAAGAGCCCGGGACCCCAGUGCUAAAAAGCGUCACCUGGCAAUGAGAGGCCUGGGCACCAUGGCCUGUGAAGCCCCCAACCAGGUGAAAAAGUAUAAGAAAAUCACGCUAGACCUGCUGGUGCACGGAUUGUACGACCCUGUGAGUUCUGAAGUCAUCCAUGAGAGUAUGAAGGCUCUGACCAUCAUCCUGGGCAGGCUCCAGCGGAAAGGUCUGGGCUCCUUCUUCAUAGACAUCACACUUCAGACCAGGACUUUUUUGGAUGAUGAGAAUGACAGUGUGAGAUACUCAGCCUUAGUUUUGUUUGGGCAACUGGCUGCCUUUGCUGGGUGGAAAUGGAAGAAGUUUUUCACCAAUCAGGUGAAGCAGACCCAAGAUUGCCUCCUAAGACAUUUACAGGACAGAAAUCCCCAGGUUGCCAAGGCUUGCAAAACAACUUUUCGAGCCUGCUCUCCAUACCUGACACUGAGGAAGGAGUACAGCUUCCAGAAUGAAGAAGAGCAAAGGAACCCAAAACUCUGCCGGCAGCUGAGUCACUAUCAUCCAGAGCUCCUGCAGUUCUUCUAUGCAAAUAAAAUUCUGUAAGCAUGGAGGGUAAGAACAUGGUCCCACUUGAGUGUCCUGCUGGGAACAUCAUGUGCCCUCUAUUUUGUCUCAUUGAACGGCUCCCUGGCUUGCCUCUUGUGACUGUAAUAGAAAAGAGGAUGUCGUGAGAGAAACUGAGAGCAAAAACAGUGCCAUGUGAUUAUACACAAUGCCCAACAUGAGAUUCUGAGUUGCUUUCACGUAUCUCAUUUUCUCCCCACAGAGACUUGAUGAGAAGGUACAUUUUUCUUAAAAUCAUCGAAAGUAUAUAUGGGUUUGAUGCUUAUUUCUCAGCUAUUUCCUUCUAAAAUUCAUCUCUCUCAAUUACCUUAUGUUUCUAAUAUUUAACUUCUAUAAUUAGGAGGAUAGCUGUUACCUUAAGCUGUUUUCUUAAAAAUGUAUUUGCUACUGAUAUUUUGCCUGUUGCUCUUAAUACCUCUUCGUACCAGGGCUUAAAGUUGGCCAAGAUACCAAGAAAGUUGAUUGCAGGGGUAUCUUCAAUUUCUCCGCCAUCUUAGAAACUUAUUGCCUUUAAGAUCACCUUUAAAAAGAACUAACAUGGGCGGGGGAUUUAGCCCCGUGGUGCUGCAGCCUGCCUCGAAAGCACAAGGACGCGAGUUUGAUCCCCGGUACCAAAUAAAUAAAUAAAUAAAUAAAUAAAUAAAAUGAAAAGUGCUAACAGAGAAAAGAUAGCAAUGAAGCAUGUGUUGAAAAUUCUCAGGCUGAUGAUAACUUACGGAAUAAAAUACUAAGUAACAUUUAUUAAACAUUUACAAUGUAUUAGGCAUUAUCUAAGAAUUUAAUACUAUACCAACCUUAUGAGGUAGAAUCUUUUAUUGUUCUCAUUUUACAGAUGAAAGAACUAAGGCAUGGAAAAAUUAAAUAAUUUGCUCAAAAUAAAUGGUGGAAAGAGAAUUUGAAUCCGUACGUCUGAUUUCUGGGGCCCGUGCACAAUUACUCUUCAUGGAACCAUUGAUG
Messenger RNA from Fukomys damarensis (Damara mole-rat), 2014 nucleotides. RefSeq names its product maestro (gene Mro). The record is from RefSeq and is a predicted model, not a curated record. Bases 245 to 1036 code for a protein of 263 amino acids. Lineage: Eukaryota; Metazoa; Chordata; Mammalia; Rodentia; Bathyergidae. Gene Ontology annotation, cellular component: cytoplasm. The transcript is spliced from 6 exons.